This is a messenger RNA of Penicillium concentricum, 795 nucleotides long. RefSeq lists its product as uncharacterized. The transcript has 7 exons. Bases 1 to 795 code for a protein of 264 amino acids. NCBI's taxonomy places the organism in Eukaryota, Fungi, Ascomycota, Eurotiomycetes, Eurotiales, Aspergillaceae. The record is from RefSeq and is a predicted model, not a curated record.
AUGUCUUCUGCCAACGACAAUAUCGGGGGAGCAGCACUCGGAGUGAGCUGGGCGCUCUCCGCCAUCGCCGUCGUCGUCGCUACCGCGCGUAUAUACACUCAAGCACGGAUUACCCAUCAACUUGGACUGAGUGACGCUCUGCUAGUCAUAUCAACGGGCAUCAUUCUUACCUUUGCAUCAACCAUCACUGUUCAGUAUCGCUAUGGCUGGGGUCAGCACCAGGCAGUUCUAUCUCAGCACGACCUUAUCCAGGCCCUCAAAUAUAACACAAUUGGGCAGACAUUUGGAAUCUUAGGAUCCACCUUUGGUCUUCUGUCGACAAUCACCACUUUUAUCAACGUCUUCGGUAUAACAAAAAGGCUACGUGGUGGUCUGUGGACCCUAUUUACUACACAGUUUGUGCUCAACACUGUCGUUGCUUUUCAUAUAUACUUGCAGUGUACCAAUGUAGUGCUUCUUUGGGAUAAGGAGGCGGGCUCAGGAAGCUGUCGGAAUCCAAUUGUGCAAUCUUACCUUGGCUACGCACAUUCAGCCUUCAAGGCCGCGACAGAUCUUUUUUUGACAUUCUUCCCCGCGUAUAUGAUCCGGAAUUUGCAUAUGAAUAUUCGAAAGAAGAUCGGAGUGGCAGUGCUUUUGGGAUUGAGUAUCCUUGCAUUUAUCGCUGUGGUUAUCAAGACUGUCGGUACAGAAGCUCUGCUAAAGGCGAUUAUACCUUACAGUUCCGCUAUUCACUUGGGCGUUAGACUCGAGUUCCGCAUGGACGACCUGGUCCCAGAUAUGACCACUCUACAAUAG